AUGGCCAAUCUUAAUUGGUCAUCUCCACUUAUGUUGGUCUUAGCCUUGUAUGCCAUUGCUAGUCAUACAAGGGCACAAUACUCUCCACCAUCACCAACACCAUAUGUUUAUACCUUUCCACCGCUCCCACCAUAUGUUUACAACAGUCCCCCUCCGUCUCCAUAUGUCUACAGUUCCCCACCACCACCUCCAUAUGUUUACAAAUCUCCACCACCACCGCCAUAUGUCUAUAGUUCCCCACCACCACCGCCAUAUGUCUACAGUUCUCCACCACCACCUCCAUAUGUUUACAAAUCUCCACCACCACCUCCUUACAUCUAUAGCUCUCCACCACCUCCUCCAUACGUUUACAAGUCGCCACCUCCUCCUCCAUAUGUUUAUAGUUCCCCACCACCACCGCCAUAUGUCUAUAAAUCUCCUCCACCACCUCCUUAUGUCUAUAGUUCUCCACCGCCUCCACCCUAUGUUUACAAAUCUCCUCCACCACCUCCAUAUGUCUACAGCUCUCCACCACCUCCGCCUUAUGUUUACAAGUCUCCUCCCCCACCUCCAUAUGUCUAUAGCUCUCCACCACCACCUCCUUAUGUCUACAGCUCUCCACCACCACCUCCCUAUGUUUACAAGUCGCCACCACCUCCACCAUAUGUUUAUAGUUCCCCACCACCACCACCAUAUGUCUAUAAAUCUCCUCCACCACCUCCAUAUGUCUAUAGCUCUCCACCACCUCCGCCUUAUGUUUACAAGUCUCCUCCACCACCUCCAUACGUCUAUAGCUCUCCGCCACCACCUCCAUAUGUUUACAAGUCACCACCACCUCCUCCAUACGUCUACAGCUCUCCACCACCACCACCAUAUGUUUACAAGUCGCCACCACCACCUCCUUACGUAUAUAGCUCUCCACCGCCUCCGCCAUAUGUUUACACUUCCCCACCACCACCGCCAUAUGUGUACAGUUCUCCACCACCACCUCCUUAUGUAUACAAGUCUCCCCCACCACCUCCAUAUAUCUACAGUUCACCUCCGCCUCCUCCUUAUGUUUACAAGUCUCCUCCACCACCUCCUUACGUCUAUAGCUCUCCACCACCUCCUCCAUAUGUCUACAGUUCUCCACCACCACCACCAUAUGUUUACAAGUCUCCUCCAUACGUCUAUAAUUCUCCACCACCCUAUAGCUAUAGCUAUAGCUCACCCCCUCCACCACUAUACUAA
Molecule: messenger RNA, 1209 nt
Organism: Thlaspi arvense
Lineage: Eukaryota; Viridiplantae; Streptophyta; Magnoliopsida; Brassicales; Brassicaceae
Source: the annotation of a GenBank genome assembly